AUGUGUGCUCAUGCUGGCAUUAUCGGGACUACAAGGCCAACACACUACCAUGUGCUCCAUGAUGAGAUAGGCUUCUCUACUGACGAUCUGCAGGAGCUCGUGCACUCCCUGUCCUACACGUAUCAGAGGAGCACCACAGCCAUCUCAGUAGUUGCUCCCAUCUACUAUGCACACCUUGCCGCGGCGCAGGUGGCCAAGUUCACCAGGCUCGAUGACGGCAUGUCGGAGACGUCAUCCCAGGCUGAGGCUGCGCCGGUGCCGGAGCUGCCUCGUCUGCAUCCCAAUGUGGCAUCGUCCAUGUUCUUCUGCUGA
This is a messenger RNA of Triticum turgidum subsp. durum (durum wheat), 312 nucleotides long. NCBI's taxonomy places the organism in Eukaryota, Viridiplantae, Streptophyta, Magnoliopsida, Poales, Poaceae. The record is from the annotation of a GenBank genome assembly.